Messenger RNA from Penaeus vannamei (Pacific white shrimp), 575 nucleotides. The record is from RefSeq and is a predicted model, not a curated record. Lineage: Eukaryota; Metazoa; Arthropoda; Malacostraca; Decapoda; Penaeidae.
AUGUCUUUGGCAUCAGUAUUAGACAGAAACAGCUGUGAUGAAGUCAUUCUCGCCGCCCUGGCUGCCGUGGCCACCGCCGUUCCCCAAGGCUACGGCGCUCCUCCCCCGCCUCGCUAUGCCUCCAGCGAAGAGAUAGCUAUCCUGAGGGACGACCGCAUAAUGGAGGACGACGGCAGGUACAACUUCGACGUGGAGACCGCUAACGGCAUCACGGUGUCGGAGUCUGGUGCUCCCGGCCUCAAGGGAGCCGUCAACAGCGCUGGCUACUUCUCAUACACAGCUCCCGACGGCACUCCUGUUUACGUCAAAUUCGUCGCCAACGAGAACGGCUUCCAACCCGAGUCCGACCUCCUGCCCGUGGCUCCCGAGUUCCCCCACCCGAUCCCUCAGUUCGUCCUCGACCAGAUCGCCUUCGCCGCCGAGGAGGACGCCCGCAACGCCAGAAGGCCCUCAGCCACGUACGGCGCCCCACAAUAGAGAUCGAAGCGUCUUCACUGGUGACGAGGACGAUAUUGUAGUCUAUUUAUGAUGUGGCGACAGGGAUUGCUUCUCUUCAGGUUGUGUUUUCUAAUAAA